AUGAGGGGACAGCAGCAUGGGCCUGUGAGGCCUGUGCGGUGCCCGCGUUCCCAAGCUCCCCCCGCAGCCGGCUCCUCAGUGGUCCGCUCCGCUUGGUGGCCGCGUGCGGAUUCGGAUUCCAGACCCCGGCUGCAUGUUCUCCACCGCUUGUUGUGGCCAGUGUUACUGCGGAGACCCCAGAGCAGCCUCGGCGCUGUGGUGGAGCCGGGCGCUACCCCUCAGCCCUAUCUGGGGCUGGUCCUGGAGGAGCUACGCAGGGUUGUGGCAGCACUGCCUGAAAGUAGGAGACCAUAUUCGAAUCCUUAUGGUUUUCCAUGGGAACUGGUGGUAUGUGCAGCCGUUGUUGGAUUUUUUGCUGUUCCCCUUUUUCUGUGGAGAGCUUUUAGAUCCGUUAGGAGUCGGCUUUAUGUGGGAAGAGAAAAACAACUUGCUGCAACGCUUUCUGGACUAAUUGAAGAAAAAUGUAAACUACUUGAAAAAUUUAGCCUUAUUCAAAAAGAGAAAUUGACAGUAGAGGAAAAUUCCCGGAUACAGGAAGAAGAGAAACUUUCUAAAGUGCAAAAAAAGAUCAGCCACACCACUGAAGGGCUGGAGGCCUAUGGAAAGCUAGCCAAAGAUCUUGAAGAAGAAUUGAAGAGAACUAUUAAUUUUUAUCAAAGGCAGGUUAUUUCCUACGAGAAAAAAGGACAUGAUAAUUGGUUGGCAGCUCAUACUGCUGAAAGAAACCUCAAUGAUUUAAGGAAAGAAAAUGCUCACAACAGAAAAAAAUUAACUGAAGCAGAGUUUAAAUUUGAACUUUUACAAAAAGAUCAUUGUGCACCUGAUGUUUCAAAUACAGCAUUUGGCAGAGAGCAUUCCCCAUGUGGUCCCUCACCAGUGGGUCAGCCUUCAUCUGAAACGAGAGCUUUUCUCUCUCCUCAAACUGUGUUGGAGGGUCCACUGAGACCCUCACCUGUGCUUCCGGCGGGAGGAGGAAGAGACCCAAGAGGCCCAGGGAAUCCUCUGGACCAUCAGAUUACCAACAAAAGAGGAGAACCAGCCUGCGACACGUUAACCGAUCCUCACAGGGCUCCUCCUGACACUGGGUCCCUGUCAUCUCCGUGGGAACAGGACCGUAGGAUGACAUUUCCUCCACCAGGACAAUCAAAUCCUGAUUCAGCGCUUCCUCUACAAAGGGAAGACAGAUUUUAUUCUAAUUCUGAUGGACUGUCUGGGCCAGCAGAACUCAGAAGUUUUAAUGUGCCUUCUUUGGAUAAAAUGGAUGGGUCAAUGCCUUCAGAAAUGGAAUCCAGUAGAAAUGAUGCCAAAGAUCAUCCUGGUAAUUUAAAUGUGCCUGAUUCAUCUCUCCCUGCUAAAAAUGAAGCAACUGGUACCGGCUUUGUUCCUCCACCUCUAGCUCCAAUCAGAGGUCCACUGUUUCCAGUGAAUACAAGAGGCCCAUUCAUGAGAAGAGGACCUCCUUUCCCCCCACCUCCUCCAGGAACCGUGUUUGGAGUGUCUCGAGGUUACUGUCCACCAAGGGAUUUCCCAGGUCCACCACGUGCUCCAUUUGCAGUGAGAAACAUCUAUCCACCGAGGGGUUUUCCUCCUUACCUUCAGCCAAGACCUGGAUUUUACCCCAACCCCACAUUCUGAAGGUAGAAGCGAGUUCCCUUCAGGGUUGAUUCUGCCUUCCAAGGAGCCUGCUACUGAACAACCAGAACCACAGCAAGAAACCUGACAAUAUUUUUGCUCUCUUCAAAAGUAAUUUAGACUGAUCUCAUUUUCAGUUUAAGUAACGGCUGUUACUUAAGUGAUUACACUUUUCUCAAAUUGAAGUUUAAGGAAUUAUAGUUCUUAGUAUAGCAGUUUGUAAAUAAAGAUGAUU
Molecule: messenger RNA, 1867 nt
Organism: Mandrillus leucophaeus (drill)
Lineage: Eukaryota; Metazoa; Chordata; Mammalia; Primates; Cercopithecidae
Product: cTAGE family member 8-like
Exons: 2
Coding region: 1-1635 (544 amino acids)
Biological process (GO): protein secretion; vesicle cargo loading; endoplasmic reticulum to Golgi vesicle-mediated transport
Cellular component (GO): endoplasmic reticulum membrane; endoplasmic reticulum exit site
Source: RefSeq, a predicted model, not a curated record